Messenger RNA from Pristis pectinata (smalltooth sawfish), 4162 nucleotides. RefSeq names its product SH3 domain containing 19 (gene sh3d19). Gene Ontology annotation, cellular component: ESCRT-0 complex. The transcript is spliced from 22 exons. Gene Ontology annotation, molecular function: protein binding. The coding region runs from base 189 to 3488 and encodes 1099 amino acids. Gene Ontology annotation, biological process: protein transport to vacuole involved in ubiquitin-dependent protein catabolic process via the multivesicular body sorting pathway. The record is from RefSeq and is a predicted model, not a curated record. NCBI's taxonomy places the organism in Eukaryota, Metazoa, Chordata, Chondrichthyes, Rhinopristiformes, Pristidae.
AACAACUCUGCUAACGACAGACUUUCCAGAAGAGUUGCACGUUGGACGAACGAAACCAACCGCUACCGCCACCUUUUGUUUUCAUUUAGCUGCCGAGUUUCCUGUCAGGAGUAUUUCGGAAGUUGGUGAAAGGUAGCGCCCUGUGUUCGAGAGCGCUGCCUUCUCCCGCCCGCGCUAAUCGAUUCCGUAUGAUGAUGGCGGAAGCCUGGAUCCAGGAGGAAGAGGAGGAGGUGCGAGGGGCGAGCGACAGGGACCCCGGUUCCAGACACCACUCGGCGGCUGCCAGGCGGACCGGCGCCUCCUCAGCAGAUCGUUCUGAUAGAAAUAAACCAGACCAGUCAUCCCGCAAUUCUAGCCAUGGACCAUUAUCUUCAAUAAGAGCAGCUAUCAAAAGAACAUCAAGUCGCACAUCAUCACAGAGUGAAUUGCGGAGAGAAAGGAGGCGCCCAGCCAUUACAGUCUUAUCUGCAGAGCCCAUCGGACCAAGCCCUUGGUAUCCUGGUGUCCCAGGGAACUGUGUAGCUCCUAUUGGAGUGGGAGCUUCAUAUCCUCGGACUCUCUGGAGAAUCGAUGAGCCUACUGCAGCAGAACCUCCGCCGUCGUAUGAGCAGGUGAUCCGAGAAAUCAGCCAGCAGCCUGUGCCCACACCACCUGCCCUCAGGCAUUCAACUGCUACCAUAUCAACACAGACUGAAUUUGACCAGGACACUGAAGAUCUAGAGACAAGGAGUGCUGAUGCUGAUUUUGCAUGUUUGAGAGAGACUCCUCCAGUGACAGUUCCAGUGAAACCUUCCAGGUCUGCUGUAUGCCUCAUUCCCAUUAGGCUGGAGGAAAAUGAAGCACCUUUGAUUUCAAUAGAAAGUGAUACAAGCAGGGAACAAAGUGUCCAAACAAACACUAAUGUUGCGGAGCGCCCCAUACCAAGGCCCAGGUCCUUAGGUAACUUUAAGGUACUUUUUCAAGAAUUGCAACUUGGACCUUCUGAGGAAGAAAGCAAAGGAAGUUUCUCUGAAGUCAGUUUUGUGGAAAACUGUCAAAUUCCAAUUGCCAAAGAUAAUUUUACUAGCCAAGACACAAUGGAAGAUAGCAGUGGACAGGGCAUCCUAUCCAGGAUAAAGGCAUUCGAAACACAAACAAACUCUGAAAGUUUUGCCAGUAACGCACAGCCAUCAAAAAGGCCAGAGGUUGCUCCACGAACUUUGGUGCCAAAGCCUGCGGUGGGCCAGGGGAGACCAACUAUAGCUCCGAAACCACCUAUGGUUGACAAGAUUUCUGGAGAAUCCAAUAAUGGGGUUGAAGCUAAACCUGUAGCAGCAGAGAGACAGGGGCCUAUCGUGCUUCCAAAGCCACAAAUAGGGAGCACAGCUGUUGGACCCAAGCCAGAACCACCCAAAAAGCCGAAGUCCAGUAUCUCUAUGGAAUCAAAGCAGAAUGAUCAAACUUGCAGCAUUUUAGAUAUUCAGGAGGAGGAACUUUCAAAUCCUGUGACUACCCAAAGAGAAAGACCUGCAGUUUGGAGAAAUCAAAUGCCUAUACCAGCACCAAGGCCAACAAUGGCAAAAAGGACCACUCCUGCUGAAAAUCGUAUUGCACCUUCUACAAUAACUAAGCCGCCUAUAACUAGACCUUCUGUGCUACCCAUAACAAAGACCUCAGUGGUGGACACUGAAGGAUCUUCAACCAACAAACAUUCGCCACCUUUACAGAUAUCCUCAAAAAGUACACAAGAUCUGAUAAGUUUUGAUGAUGAUGUGAUACCUGCUGUUCCAACAGGAGAUAAUGUGACCUCUCUAGUGACAGUAGAUCCUUUUCAAACUUUGCCGAGAGGCCAGGCGCCCCCCACGGAUGUUAUACCCAAUCGGCCACCUUUAUUGCGUAAACCAACAGUAAUCCGCAUACCUAACAAACCAAGUAAAACGUCUUCAGAUGACAUUGCAAGUCCUCCCCCACUCCCUGCUGAGACUCCUGUAGGAAACUUCAUUGCAGAAAGACCUAAAGCAGUAGCUAUGGAGAAUUGUGAUUUGCCACGACCAGUUGCAAGCCAGCCUUUGGCAAGAAAUAUAAAAGUUCCUCCAGCACGUCCUGCCCCAGCCAAAGCUGGUCCUGCUCGACCUCCUCCACCAAAGGUGUCUGCUGCACCUAACCAGUUCCGUCGUUUUUCAUCUGAACAGAAAAUAAAUAGCACUGUGGGAAAACGAAGCCCAUCUACUACAGGGAAGACCCGUCCAAAAAGUCAAGUGUUUCAAAAGAAAGGGCCUGAGCUUCCUCCUCGACCAGCUCCCGGACACCCACUCUAUAAUAAGUACAUGUUGCCUGUGCCUCAUGGGAUUGCAGAAUGUAACAUCAGCUCCAAGGUCCCAGGAGAACUGUCUUUCCAGCGAGGUGAGGUCCUGGUUCUUAAGCAACGCAUUGACCAAUCAUUCCAUUGCCAAAAGGGGCUUGAUACUGGCAAAGUUGCAUCGUCUCAUUUGAAGAUAAUUACUCCACUGGAUGAGGAGGAGGUAAAAGGAACUGGCAAGAAAUCCUUCACUUCUGAUCUGCAAUUUGGAGACAGCAGUGCUCCCCGUGCCUUGGUGCUGCAUGACUUCACAGCAGAUCAAAAUGAUGAAUUGAAUCUGAAGGCAGGAGACACAGUAUACUUGCUGAAGAAGUUGGACAAAGAUUGGUUUAGUGGGAAGUGCAAAGGACAUACUGGGAUUUUUCCAGCUAACUUUGUCAAAGUUAUUGUUGAUCUACCUGUUGGUGAUUCGCAGGACACCAGUGUGAAGAAAGAUUUGUUUAAGUCAGCUUCACUUACCAAGGGACCUCAAUGUGUGGCUCGGUUUGACUUCGAAGGAGACCAGCCUGAUGAACUCACUUUCUUUGAAGGUGAUGUUAUUGCACUAAAAGAAUAUGUGAGCGAGGAAUGGGCUCGAGGAGAACUGAAAGGUCGUACGGGAAUUUUCCCUCUGAAUUUUGUAGACCUUAUUGAGAACCUACCAACCUCUGAGCAGAAGACUAUCCAGAAUUCACCUCUAUCUCCAGGUUCUAACAGACCAACGGGUGUUAGACCAAUAGAGACUUCCACAUCUAAUCAGGUUGGAGACUUGGACUUGCAGUGGUGUGAAGCACUUUAUGAUUUCAAAGCAGAAGCUGCUGAUGAUUUACCAUUUAAACGUGGGGAUCGAAUUCUCAUCUUGGAGCAGAUAGACUCUGAAUGGUGCAAGGGGAAACUUAAUGGGCUCGAGGGAAUUUUCCCAUCUGCAUUUGUUCGAUUUUGCUCAGGAACAACUGGCCCUGUAAAACAACAAUCCUCUGGGAAUAAAAGAGGAAUGGCCAAGGCACUGUAUAACUUUGUAGGGGAGAAUGAAGAUGAGCUUAAUUUUAAGGUUGGUGAUACAAUAAUCCUACUGGAAUCCAUAGAUGCUGACUGGCUGAAAGGGGAACUACAUGGAAAAGAGGGAAUAUUUCCCAGGAACUUUGUUCAGGUUCUAAAAGACCCAUUGUGAAAUUCCCUUGCUGAGACUGAACAAUGAAUGUCUGGAGGACUGAACUCUGUCAAUCAUUUAUUUGUACCAAAGGAACACAAGGCACGUGGACUAUGGGACAUGAAAGAUUGAAACAAAUUUAGUUGCUGUUAUCGAAAUAAUUAACCAAAUGUUCAAUUACCUGUGAACUGAGAUGCACUGCAGUCACUUGAAGCAGUGGGUGGAUUGGUGGUCAGGAUUUGUACUCUCAACACUAUACUACAGAUUAUAAUUUUACUCCAUGACAUUUAUACAUUAGUGUGAAAUAGAUUCCAGUAUUGAAUGAAGAACACAAUCAUGAUAUAAUUACAAUGAAAAGUUACUCACUGAUGCCAACAUGUGCAAGUACUGACAGUGAAUGGGCUGGUUUUCCCAUUCUAGCUGUCAUCUUUAACUUGCAUAUAAAUUGCAAACACUUUUUAAUGUAAUGUCAGUAAAAAUGCAUUAUUGCAUGUUUUUUCUUAUCUUUUGAUUGCAAUUUUUAAAUGUAACAUGGUUUAUAUUAAAAAAAAUUAAAAUCGGCCUUCAAGAUUUGCCUAUAGUAUUAUUCAGCAGUAACUGGGCAUUGGCAGAAACAAAUUAUUUUGGUGUGGAUUCUUCACCGGCGAUGUUUCUAGGUAUUGCUUUGUGAUAAACUUUUCAAUAAACAAUAUUUA